Messenger RNA from Caenorhabditis angaria, 3897 nucleotides. The record is from the annotation of a GenBank genome assembly. NCBI's taxonomy places the organism in Eukaryota, Metazoa, Nematoda, Chromadorea, Rhabditida, Rhabditidae.
UUGGUUUGUUUUUUCGUAAGUCGUAAACAAAACUUGACUUGUUUUUCGUUAUUUUUGUUGUUUUUUGUCUCGAGUUAUGGAAGUUAAUUAUAGAUGAGAGCAAAAAGAUAUGGAAUAUUCGAAUAUAAAUUUUUGUGGAAAUUUUGUGAAGACCGGUUCCACUUUCGCUUUUUUUUUCAGGAGAAAAAAAACAAAAAUAAUUCCGUUUCUCGAAUAUAAAAACACCUUUUCACUUUCCAUCACAAUCAGUUGACAUUAAAAAAAUUACGAGAGUACUGUAGCCACGCAGUUUCUGUCCUUUUGCGUGAUGGUGUUUACACACAAAAAAUUUACUUUUAUUUUUCCGCAAAAAAUUAAUGAAAUAAUUUGUGUUUGCCUUUGUCAAGGACUAUUUUUUAUUGCAAUAACAAACACAAUUGAAAUGAAACAUCAACUUUCAAAUAUUGACAAAUUCUCAUUCAUUUCGUUUCAAACUAAUAAAAAACCACUUCCCAUUUAAUAGUCUUAUCAAAAAUGGUAGUGUAAUAUUUCGACCCCAUCAAUCUUUUGUCCUUUUAAUAAAAACCACAUGUGAGUGCAAAAUAAUUCCAAUUAUUUUAGGCAGAAAUGGCUGCAAAAUCUGCAAGUUCGGAGCAAUUGGCAGCAGCUCAGGCGGCAGAUGAAGAGAAAGCGAGGGUUGAGAUAGAAUGGGCUGAAAAGGGUUCGCUGAUGUCAAGAGUAAAACGGUUUGUUGUUUGACCUUGAUUGGGUUUUAACAAUGAAAAAAAAUAAAUCGAUUUUUUUCAGUGGAAAAAUCAAGAACCUCGGCUUGGUUUCUAUACAAAAUAAAAAAUUCCUCAAUUAUUACUCAAGUUAUUGGUUCAAUUUUAUACCGAAUGCAUUGAAAUCAGUUAGCCUUGCGGAAUUGCUCGAAGUCCGAGUUGGUUAUCAAACAGACAAUUUACAAAAAGCAUCGAAACGAUAUGAAUUUCAAGAAGUUGCGCCAGACCAUCGAUGUUUUUCAGUGAUUUUUUCGCAUGCAAAAUUUCUACACAAAUCAGUUGAUUUUGUGGCCGAUUCGAAAGAGGUAAUUAAUUGAAAAUAGGGAAAAAAAGGAGGAAAUUGAGGGUUACGAACAUUUCGAAAUUGGCAUGGAUGAAAAGUGCAAAGGCAAAAAAAUAAAUGACGAAAGUUGAAAUUGAGUCGAGAUAUUUUUCGAGAAAUGAAAUAAAUAAAUGAAUAUUUAUAAAUUCAAGAAAAUUGUAAAACGUGAACAUUUGACGUGGAAAUAAAAAAGAAUUUCAUUGCUAAAUAAAAAAUAUAUAAAUAAUUUUCAAAAUUCAAUUUUAUUCUACUUAAACGUGACCUCUGUGUAUUAAUACAAUUGUUUCGUUUUUUUUCACUCAAAAAAUGUGCCAUUUCUAUUUCAGACUCGCGAUAAAUGGGUGAGUGUUCUGACUCAUUUGAUAUCUGUUGCCAAACAUCAACGAGUUGUGUUCAAUGAAACCGCGUGGCUUAUUGAUAAAUUCCAACAAGCAGAUACGAAUAAAAAUGGAUUAUUGACUUUUGAUGAAGUUUGGAAUUUGUUGAAACGUAUGAAUCUUCAGAUUUCCGAACGAUAUGCAAAAGCUAUUUUUAGGGUGAGUCAAGUUUUUUGCAUUGCAUGGAUUUAGAUCAGAAUCCAAUUUCAGAAUGUUUUUCCCCAAAUAGGUUUGCUUUGAUUUGUGUUGUUGUGGGAUUAUCUGAUUUUUGAGUUUAGGAAGCUCUUUGUUUGAAAAAAAACCUGAUUGCAUUUCAGGAGUCGGAGUUGGAAAACAGUCGAGACAAUAAAUUGAACGAGAAAGAAUUUUUGAACUUUUUCGAGCGACUCACUGAUCGACCAGAUCUUCGAUUUGUUAUGCAACAAGCUAGUUCGGAUAAUGUUGAAACUUUGACUGUUGCGGAUUUGCAAAGAUUUUUGACUGAAGAACAAGGAUUUACGAAUAUUGAUUUGAAAAAAGCCGAGUCUAUUUUGGAUACUUUUGAACAAACAGUUCAAGAUAAACAGAAGGAGAAGCUUAUGGGUCUUAUGGGUCAGUUAAAUAAUUUUUGAAUGGGAAUUUUUGGGAAAGGAAUGAAGCAUCGAUGAGAAGUUUAUUCUAAUAAUAAUCACGAAUCUGGAAUGGGUAUAAUUUUUAAAUGAAUAAAAAUUCUCGAGCUCUAUGACGUGGUUCCCGUAAUUAAUCCGGUUCGAUAACUUCUCAGCUACCCUUCUCAUUUAUCUAAAAUUCCCAUAAAUUAUUCAGUCCAUUCCAAGAAAUUAAUUUCAUUUACUUUGAAAUUCCAAAAACCUUCCAGGAAUGCGUCGAUUAAUGCAAUCUCGUUGGGGAAAUGUGUUCAAAUCCGAUCACACUACAAUUUUCCAAGAUAUGAAUCAAUCAUUGUCUCAUUAUUUUGUCAAUUCAUCGCAUAACACAUAUUUGACUGGACUUCAAGUGAAAGGAGAAGCCACUGUUGAAGGAUAUAUUUCGGCUUUGAGAAAAGGAGCAAGACUUUUGGAAUGUGAGUUUACUCAAUUUUGAAAUAAAAAAUCUCACAAUUAUUUUUUCAGUGGAUUUAUUUGAUGGUGAACACGGAGAACCUGUGAUCACUCAUAAAAGAACAUUCAUCGAAUCAAUCACAUUGAGAAAUUCAUUAGAAGCAAUUAAAAGAACCGCAUUUGAAACAAGUCCAUAUCCAGUUAUUCUAACUCUUGAAAAUCACGUAGGACAUGCUCAACAAAUUGUGAUGGCUGAAUUGUUUGAUGAGAUUUUGGGCAAUAUGCUUUAUCGUCCACCGAAAGAUUCAUCCAAAAAUCCACUGCCAAGUCCGAAUGAUUUGAAGCGCAAAUUUUUGUUGAGAGGUAAAAAGAUCUUGACAUCGGAUGAAGUUGAUGAUAAUGAUGAUGAUGAUUCGCCGACUGAAAAGGAUAAGGUAACUUAUUUCUAGGGUAGGAAGUUUUGGAUGAAAUUCGAUUUCAGCAUAAUCACCAUCCUCAUCCAAUUGCUCCAGAGUUAUCGAAUCUCAUCGCUUUACCAUCUGUAAAACUUACCAGCAAUAUUUAUCACGAUGUGAAUACACGUAAGAAUUUUAGUUUCGAAAAAUGAACAGCCAUUUUUCCAACCUCAAUACCUAAUAUUUCAGAUCCUCUUGAUGGUUCGCCUUCACUUUCUGAAAAUAAAGUUUAUACACUUUUCGAAGCGGCUACUCCAGUUUUCCAUUAUUCUGCUGAACGAUUAGUCAAAAGUUAUCCAAAAGGACUUCGACAAGAUUCAUCAAAUAUGCAUCCGAUUGUCUCUUGGUUAUGUGGAAUUCAAAGUGUUGCAAUGAAUUUCCAAACUGCCGGAGAAGAAUUGGAUUUGAAUGCUGGAAUGUUUAGAGUGAAUGGAAAUUGUGGAUAUGUUUUGAAACCGAAGAUUUUGUUGGAUGGAAUUGAUCCAAGAACUAUGAUUCGACCAAAGAUGAAGCUUGGAAUUGGUCUUUUUUCUGCACAAUAUUUACCGAAAUCUGAACCUGGAAAGGAGAUUAUUGAUCCGUAUGUUAGUGUGCAAAUUUUCGGGAUUCCACGAGAUGAAACAAAGGCGAAAACAAGAAUUAUCAAAGAUAACGGUUUUAAUCCAGAAUGGAGAGAUAACUUCUAUUUUACUUUAUGCUGUCCGGAAUUAGCUAUAAUUAGAUUCUGCGUCAAGGUUUGUAUCGCAUUUAUUUUUUUUUUAUUUUUCAAAAAAAACUUUCCAGGACUUUGACUCGACCUCCUCAAACGAUUUUGUUGGUGAAUUUUCGAUUCCAGUAAUGAGCCUUCGAACCGGUUAUUCACAAAUUCAGCUGAAUACAGGAUAUCAACAUACAUUGGAUCCAUCUGCUUCGCUUUUUGUUCGUAUUGCUAUUGAUGAUUUGUAA